Phaedon cochleariae (mustard beetle) is the source of this 858-nucleotide messenger RNA. The record is from the annotation of a GenBank genome assembly. NCBI's taxonomy places the organism in Eukaryota, Metazoa, Arthropoda, Insecta, Coleoptera, Chrysomelidae.
CAUCAAGUUACAAAUGUCACUUAUAUAAGGUAAGGUUUAAUAUUUUUUAAUUUACGGAAUCAUGUCCGAAAACUCCGAAAUCAAGCCAUACAGCUACUUCGACGCCCCGAGUGGUGAAGAUGUCUUCAAUAAGUGGUAUUGUUUGAUGAAGCCCACAGCUCUCACUGCCGCUGGGAUCGGAAUUUUCGACGUCCUUGCUUGGUCUCACCCCAAGGGCUAUUUGCCAACCCUAGGCCGUUUGGUACAUGUAUGCUGGCCACUUUUUGGGGCCAGCACAGCCUUUGUGGUAACCUCCAACAUUUCUUCAAGCUUGAGAAAGAAGGACGAUAACUUGAACUGGUUCAUUGGGGGAUUUGCAGCAGGAAGUGUUUUUGGACUCUGGAGGAAACGGACCAUUGUGGGAUUCAAUAUGGGGAUGCUUUUCGGAACGCUGGCUGUCAUCAGGAAGAUCAUGCAUGAUAACAACUGGUUGGUAACUCCUCCCAAUGAUAUUGUAAUUGGCAGUCAAGGUGUUUGGGACUAUGAUUUCACUUUAACAAAACAUAGGCCAGGUAACUGGACCACUGGUAAAUAAUUUGUGUGUAUUUAGAUGCAGUUGUGUAAAUAUAAAUAUCUUAUUGAGUAGCAGGUACAUCUUUUCAAUUUACCAACCAAAAUAAAUGUAUAUCAUCCUCUAAUCUCUGACAUACUAUCCUAGACAUGAGUCAAAAAUUUUCUAGAUGUCAUCGUGAAAGGGCUAUGAAUUAUUAUUGAAUGUUCCUUUAAAUUUCUCACAAAAACAAGUGGAAUAAUGUUCAUGAGAAUUCUAAACUAACAUGCUUCUUUAACUGUUUUCAUUGGUAGACAAAUAUGUUAUAU